CUGACAGAUAAUUCCACUUAUUUCUAGUAGAUUUACACUGAAAACAGGGAAAUUUAACUAGUUUUAUGGAGGUGUGUUUUUGCUGUGCAAUACAGGAUGAAAUAUUUUCGAUGAGAGAAAAUGAUAUGUUAUGAAUGUUAAUUUUCUACCUAUUUUCUUUCACUCGAUAACUAGGGGAUUAGAAAGAGAUGAAUUAUAUUAUUUCACUUAGUGCUGCAACGAUUAAUCGAUUAACUCAAGUAAUUCAAUUAUAAAAAAUAUUCGAAUUAAAUUUUGCUGCUUCGAGUAUUCGUUUAAUUAAAGUGGCGUUGUAAUGGUUUGUUUUGAAACUGUUUGCAUUUAGUGUCAUUGAUUUGGGUGGACACAUUGCCUUCUAGUGUCAACAGUGAAUAUGACAUAACUCAUUUUACAUGGCUGAAUCCAGCUGCUCCCUGUUAAGACCAACAUAAGCUAAGUUUUUGUUUGUGCUAAUGUUUUUUAAUGCAUUCGUAAUUUAGUUUAUAGGUACAUUUAGCUGAUUUUUGUGGGAAUAUGUGUUUGAACCGUUUGUUAAGAGCGUUGUUAAAAAAAUAAGUUAACAUUUUAUAGAAUUUAAGCUAGCGGACUUUUGCUAUAUAAGUUAGCCAAUUUGUUCUUUUGUUGUACUUAGAUCCUAAUUUAUUCAUUUUUUUAUACCAUUUGAGCCUCAAUACAGGGAUUUUAGUUUAUUAUCUCUCUUGUCCGAUUACUCGAUUAUUCAAAUUAACGAGUUCAUCGAUUAAUCGACAGCUAAAAUAAUCGAUAGCUGCAGCCCUAAUUUCAUUUGAUUAAAGUACUCAAAGUAAUCUUUCUCACUCUCGCUCUCUCUCUCUGGCACGUUCUCUCUAACCCUCCCCUCUUUUUCUGUGGAGCCCUUUGGCGGCUGCGGAUCUGUUUUCAUAGUGAGGUCAAAGCGAGUUACAGCAGGAGGCCUUUUGUGUUUUGCUAUCCUAACCAGACAGAUUCUGAUUUAAACCUUCUAACACCAAAAAAAUUACCUUUUAUGGACUCAUAGAGCCGUACAACACGUGUGAGGAAGUGGUCAGACAUGGCUUCACAGUUAUUGUGGACAUGCGUGGCUCCAAAUGGGACAGCAUCAAGCCUCUGCUGAAGAUCUUACAGGAGUCCUUCCCAUCCUGCAUCCACGUUGCCCUCAUCAUCAAGCCAGAUAAUUUCUGGCAGAAGCAGAGGACCAACUUUGGCAGCUCCAAGUUUGAGUUUGAGACAGUAAUGGUCUCCUUAGAAGGUUUAUCCAAAAUCGUCGACCCAUCGCAGCUGACAGCGGACUUUGAUGGCAGCUUAGAGUACAACCAUGAUGAUUGGAUUGAGGUGCGGCUAUCAUUUGAGACUUUUGCCAGCGAUGCAGCACGAGCUUUGGCACGACUCGAGGAGCUGCAGGAAACUUUGUCCCAGCGAGAUCUCCCACGGGACCUGGAGGGGGCUAGGCGUCUUAUGGAAGAACAUGCGGCACUAAAGAAGAGGGCCACUAAAGCCUCAGUAGAGGAGUUGGACACACAGGGACGCAGGCUGCUUCAGAGGCUACAGUCCCAAACUGUGGGAAGCGGGAGUAGUGUUGAAAGCGUGUUUGGGAACCGAAUUGGAGGUGCAAGUGGGGAAUCCAAUGAUCACCAUCAUGGUUUCUACACGCAUGCCGAUGCUCACAACCUUGGAACCAAAGUGACUAAUUUACUGGAUAAGCUUCACGGGACGCGUCAGAAUCUGCAACAGCUGUGGCACAUGAGGAAGCUAAAACUGGACCAGUGUUUCCAGCUACGUCUUUUCGAGCAAGAUGCAGAAAAGAUGUUCGACUGGAUCAUGCACAAUAAGGGGCUUUUCCUCACCAGCUACACGGAAAUCGGGGGUAACCACCAGCAUGCUGUUGAACUGCAGACCCAGCACAACCACUUUGCAAUGAACUGCAUGAAUGUGUACGUGAACAUCAACCGGAUUAUGUCAGUAGGGAAUCGGCUCCUGGAAUCAGGCCACUAUGCCUCCCAGCAGAUCCAGCAGAUUUCAGGCCAGUUGGAGCAGGAGUGGAAGGCCUUUGCUGCAGCACUGGACGAACGCAGCACCCUCCUAGAGAUGUCAGCCAGCUUCCAUCAAAAAGCCGAUCAGUACAUGAGUAAAGUGGAGCCAUGGUGUAAAGCUUGUGGUGAAGGAGACUUGCCUUCAGAACUCCAAGACCUGGAGGACACAAUCCACCGCCAUCAGGGCCUAUAUGAGCACAUUACCUCUGCAUACUCUGAGGUGAGCCAAGAUGGGAAGUCUCUUCUGGACAAACUACAGCGACCUUUGACCCCAGGGAGCACAGAUUCUUUGAUGGCAUCAGCUAACUAUUCUAAGGCGGUUCACCAUGUCCUGGAUAUUAUCCAUGAGGUGCUCCAUCAUCAGAGGCAACUUGAGAACAUCUGGCAGCAUCGCAAAGUUCGCCUUCACCAACGUCUGCAACUGUGUGUUUUCCAGCAAGAUGUACAGCAAGUACUAGACUGGAUAGAAAACCAUGGUGAGGCUUUCCUCAGUAAACACACUGGCGUCGGGAAGUCUUUGCACAGAGCGCGAGCGCUGCAGAAGAGACAUGAGGACUUUGAAGAGGUUGCACAGAACACCUACACUAAUGCUGACAAGCUGCUCGAGGCAGCAGAGCAGUUGGCUCAAACCGGAGAAUGUGACCCCGAGGAAAUUUACCAGGCUGCCCACCAGCUUGAAGAUCGCAUUCAGGACUUCGUGCGACGUGUGGAACAACGCAAGGUUCUGUUGGAUAUGUCGGUUUCCUUCCACACACACGUCAAAGAGCUGUGGACUUGGUUGGAGGAGCUUCAGAAGGAACUGCUGGAUGAUGUGUAUGCAGAGUCUGUGGAGGCAGUGCAGGAUUUGAUCAAACGUUUUGGUCAGCAACAACAGACCACCCUACAAGCGACUGUCAAUGUCAUUAAGGAAGGUGAAGACCUCAUACAGCAGCUCAGAGACUCUGCCAUUUCAAGCAACAAGACCCCCCACAACAGCUCCAUGGCGCACAUCGAGAGUGUGCUACAGCAGCUGGAUGAGGCUCAGGGCCAGAUGGAGGAGCUUUUCCAGGAGCGGAAGAUCAAACUGGAACUCUUCCUUCAGCUUCGCAUCUUUGAGAGAGAUGCCAUUGAUGUAAUCUCUGACCUAGAGUCAUGGAAUGAAGAACUGACCCAGCAGAUGAGUGACUUUGACACAGAGGAUCUGACACUGGCUGAACAGAGGCUUCAGCACCACGCAGACAAGGCACUCACCAUGAACAACCUCACCUUUGACGUUAUCCAUCAAGGCCAAGAGUUGCUUCAGUACGUCACAGAAGUCCAAGCAUCUGGCGUGGAGCUGUUAUGUGACCGAGAUGUGGACAUGGCCACCCGCGUUCAGGAUCUCCUGGAGUUUCUCCACGAGAAGCAGCAGGAGCUGGACCUAGCAGCCGAGCAACACCGCAGGCAUUUGGAGCAGUGUGUCCAGUUAAGACACCUUCAGGCUGAGGUCAAACAGGUGCUGGGCUGGAUCCGCAAUGGCGAGUCAAUGCUGAACGCUGGGCUGAUCACGGCUAGUUCGUUACAAGAGGCUGAGCAGUUACAGAAGGAACAUGAACAAUUUCAGCAUGCAAUUGAGAAAACCCAUCAGAGUGCGCUUCAGGUCCAGCAGAAGGCAGAGGGUCUACUUCAGGCUAACCACUAUGACAUGGACAUGAUCCGAGACUGUGCAGAAAAGGUGGCAGACCACUGGCAGCAGCUGAUGCUGAAGAUGGAGGACAGACUCAAACUGGUUAAUGCUUCUGUGGCCUUUUAUAAGACCUCUGAACAAGUGUGCAGUGUGUUGGAAAGCCUGGAGCAGGAGUACAAAAGAGAGGAGGACUGGUGUGGUGGUGCUGAUAAACUGGGCCCUAACAGUGAGUCUGAUCAUGUCACUCCAAUGGUCAGCAAACAUUUGGAGCAGAAGGAGGCUUUUCUCAAAGCCUGCACACUGGCUAGACGCAAUGCUGAUGUCUUCCUUAAGUACCUGCACAGGAACAGUGUCAACAUGCCUGGAAUGUUGUCCCAUGUCAAAGCUCCAGAGACUCAGGUUAAAAACAUCUUAAAUGAAUUGCUGCAGAGAGAGAACAGGGUGCUCCAUUUCUGGACCAUGAGAAAGCGGAGGCUGGAUCAGUGCCAGCAAUAUGUGGUGUUUGAACGCAGUGCCAAGCAGGCCUUGGAGUGGAUCCAUGACACGGGGGAGUUUUACCUGUCCACACACACUUCCACUGGCUCCAGCAUUCACCACACACAGGAGCUUUUAAAAGAGCAUGAAGACUUUCAGAUAACAGCUAAGCAAACCAAAGAGCGUGUAAAGCUGUUGAUCCAGCUGGCUGAUGGUUUUUGUGACAAGGGCCACGCCCAUGCCGUGGAGAUAAAGAAAUGGGUGUCCUCAGUGGACAAGCGCUACAGGGACUUUUCUAUCCGUAUGGACAAAUACAGGACCUGCCUGGAAUCGGCGCUUGGCAUUUCAUCCGACUCCAACAAGGCAAGUAAAGAGCUUCAACUGGACAUCAUCCCAGCUAGUGCUCCGGGUUCAGAGGUCAAGUUGAGAGAUGCUGCCCAUGAACUUAAUGAGGAAAAGAGGAAGUCCGCAAGGAGGAAAGAAUUUAUAAUGGCUGAGUUGAUCCAAACAGAGAAAGCCUACGUCAGAGACCUGCGUGAGUGUAUGGAUACAUAUCUAUGGGAGAUGACCAGUGGUGUGGAGGAAAUCCCUCCAGGCAUUGUCAACAAGGAGCACAUCAUCUUUGGGAACAUGCAAGACCUCUAUGAGUUUCAUCACAACAUCUUCUUGAAAGAGUUGGAGAAAUAUGAGCAGCUUCCAGAGGAUGUGGGUCAUUGUUUUGUUACCUGGGCUGACAAGUUUCAGAUGUACGUAAACUAUUGUAAGAACAAGCCAGACUCCACGCAGCUCAUAUUGGAACAUGCUGGCCCCUAUUUUGAUGAAAUCCAGCAAAGACAUCGCCUUGCCAAUUCUAUCUCAUCUUACUUGAUCAAACCUGUCCAAAGAAUAACAAAGUACCAACUGCUUCUAAAGGAACUGUUGACAUGCUGUGAGGAAGGAAAAGGAGAAAUCAAGGACGGUCUUGAGGUGAUGCUAAGUGUUCCCAAAAGAGCCAAUGAUGCCAUGCACCUCUCCAUGCUAGAUGGGUUCGAUGGGAACAUAGACUCACAAGGAGAACUGAUUCUUCAAGAGUCCUUCCAGGUUUGGGAUCCUAAAACUUUGAUCCGAAAAGGCAGAGACCGCCACCUUUUCCUCUUCGAGAUGUCACUGGUUUUUAGUAAAGAAGUAAAAGAUUCCAACGGGCGUAGCAAGUACCUUUACAAGAGCAAGCUGUUUACAUCAGAGCUCGGAGUCACAGAGCAUGUGGAAGGAGAUCCUUGUAAAUUUGCCCUCUGGGUAGGCAGAACCCCAACCUCGGACAACAAGAUCGUGCUUAAGGGUUCAAGCAUUGAAAACAAGCAGGACUGGAUCAAACACAUUCGUGAGGUCAUUCAAGAGCGAACAGUCCAUCUGCGCGGUGCUCUGAAGGAGCCCAUUCACAUCCCCAAAGCCACCACCACCAAGCAUAAAGGCAGACGAGAUGGAGAAGAGCUAGACAGCCAAGGAGACGCUAGCAGUCAACCAGACACCAUCUCAAUUGCCUCAAGGACAUCCCAGAACACACUGGACAGUGAUAAGCUGUCGGGUGGUUGCGAGCUGACAGUGGUCAUCCAUGACUUUGUGGGCAGCAACGGUGGCACCAGUGGGGAGCUGACAGUGCGACGAGGCCAGACAGUCGAGGUUCUGGAGCGACUCCAUGAUAAACCGGACUGGUGCCUGGUCCGGACCACGGACCGUUCUCCCGCUCAAGAGGGCAUCGUUCCAUGUUCCAUGCUCUGCAUCGCACACUCCAGGUCAUCCAUGGAGAUGGAAGGGCUCUUCAACCACAAAGAUACCUUGUCUGUAUCCAACAAUGACACAUUACAGCCAGGCUCCAGCCAAACCUUGGGCCCUCAUAGCUCACCAGGACCAAAGCGUCCAGGGAACACAUUAAGGAAAUGGCUGACCAGUCCCGUACGGCGGCUGAGCUCUGGCAAGGCAGAUGGUCAUGUGAAAAAGCUGGCCCACAAACACAAAAAGAACCGUGAAGGUCCACGGAAGAACCUGGAUGUUAUGCAAGGUCCUCAGAAAGACUCUGACGACAGUGCAGCCACGCCACAGGAUGAGACACUAGAGGAGCGCAUGCGUAAUGAAGGACUGAGCAGUGGUACGCUCUCCAAGUCUUCAUCAUCAGGCAUGCAGAGCUGUGGAGAGGAGGAAGGUGAGGAGGGUGCUGACGCUGUCCCGCUUCCUCCCCCGAUGGCCAUCCAGCAACACAGUCUGCUGCAGCCUGACACCCAGGAUGAUAAGUCUGCGUCCCGACUGUCUGGUCGGCCUAGCAGCUCAGAGACGCCCAGUGCUGCUGAACUGGUCAGUGCCAUAGAACAACUGGUCAAAAGCAAGAUGUCACUGGAGGAUCGUCCCAGUUCUCUAUCUGUGGAGCAAGGUGACAGCAGUUCUCCUUCCCUAAACCCUUCUGACAACUCCCUCCUCUCAUCCUCUUCGCCCAUGGAAGAGUUGGACGAACGCAAAUCCGGCUUCCUCAAGAGAAGACAUUAUGUCUUAUUAGAGUUGGUGGAGACUGAACGAGACUAUGUCAGAGACUUGGGAUCAGUUGUGGAGGGUUACAUGAGCAGAAUGAAAGAGGAAGGUGUUCCAGAUGACAUGCGAGGAAAAGACAAGAUUGUCUUUGGAAACAUCCAUCAGAUUUAUGAUUGGCACAAAGAUUUUUUCUUGGGAGAGAUUGAAAAGUGUUUAGAGGAUCCUGACAGACUUGCUUCUUUAUUUGUCAAACAGGAGCGCAGGUUUCACAUGUACAUCGUAUACUGCCAAAACAAGCCAAAAUCGGAGCACAUUGUGUCAGAAUACAUUGACACUUAUUUUGAAGAGCUCAAGCAGCGAUUAGGUCACAGGUUGCAGAUCACUGAUCUGCUUAUCAAACCUGUCCAGCGCAUAAUGAAAUACCAGUUAUUACUAAAGGAUCUUCUCAAGGUUUGUAAGAAGGCUGGAAUGGAUUCCUCAGAGCUCGAGAAAGCUGUAGAGGUGAUGUGUGUUGUCCCUAAGCGCUGCAACGACAUGAUGAAUGUUGGCCGCCUUCAAGGCUUUGAUGGGAAAAUUGUGGCACAGGGCAGAUUGCUCCUGCAAGACACUUUCUUGGUUUCAGACCAGGAUGGGGGACUUUUGUCAAGAAUGAAGGAAAGGAGAGUCUUUCUUUUUGAGCAGAUUGUUAUAUUUAGUGAACCCAUAGAAAAGAAAAAGGGCUUCUCUACUCCUGGCUACCUCUUCAAGAACAGCAUCAAGGUGAGCUGGCUUGGUCUGGAAGAAAAUGCAGAAGACCACUGCAAAUUCACACUAACCUCCAGGUCAUCUAGUGGCAAUGUGGAGAGGUAUACCCUCCAUUCAGCAAGCCCUGGAGUCAGUCAGAUCUGGCUUCACCAGGUCAGCCAGAUUCUGGAAAACCAGCGCAAUUUCCUUAAUGCUCUGACGUCACCCAUUGAGUACCAAAGGAACCACGUGAGUGGCAGUGGGCCUGGGGGUCCACCCAAUAGUAGCAGUACAGGAGGCCUUCCCGGAGGAAGUACCUCCACCUCUGGUUUAGGAGGUGGCGGCGGUGGCUCCGGAGGAUCAGGAGGCAGCUCCACUUCACUUUGUGGCCCACGCUCCAGACCGUCAAGAAUUCCUCAACCGUCCUCCCGCCUACCCCAGCCCGUCCACCACCACCACCACCCAGGCCCUGAGGGGCCUGACAGAUCAGCAGGUAUGUGGUCACCCAGCCAGCCCCAGUCCAAUCCCGCUAGCCUGUAUUCAGACACCGUCUCAAAUGGCAAGAUAUUAAAUUCUGAGGUCUACAAAAUGGAGGUGCCAGAUGGUAGUGAUGGAGAAAACUCUAAUAACAGUAGCAAACCACUAGGUAGCUUGGAAAAAGGAGUCAGGCAGGGUCCAGGAGGUUGUGAAGAAACCCAAAAACCUCAACCAGUCGCUGUCCCACAAAUGGCUGUCGCACCUCUGCAUUUGGGCCUUAAGAAUCAUCGAGUCAAGACAGUCUCACCUCUGGUUUCACCCCAGUCUCCUGGAAGUGUCAAGGAAGCUUUUGUCUCCACCAGCCAGUCUCACAAAGGCAACUCUUUCUGGGGUACAGUCCCGUCAGUGCCUCCUUCUCCUAAUAGCCGACCAAGUUCCUGCCUUGGUGAUGGUAUUGGUGGAGGGGACUCAUUCAGCAGAGGGAGCCACGGGAUUCCUGCUCAUCAUCGCAACUCCACCCACAGUAAGGAUUUAGACCGCGUGAGCACAUGCUCCUCCACCAGCGAGCAGUCCAUUCACUCCACCCAAAGUAACGGGAGUGAAAGUAGUAGCAGCAGCAGCAGUGUGUCCACCAUGUUGGUUACCCAAGACUAUGUGGCAGUGAAGGAGGAUGAGAUCAGUGUGGCACAGGGUGAGGUUGUCCAAAUACUAGCCAGCAACCAGCAAAACAUGUUCUUGGUAUACCGAGCUGCCAAUGAGCAUUGCCCUGCAGCUGAGGGAUGGAUUCCUGGCUUUGUAUUAGGACAUACUUCAUCCUCUACUACACCUGAUUUCCCAGAGGGAACCAUCAAAAAAUCCGUAUCAUGGCAUACUGCGCUUCGCAUUCGCCGCAAGUCAGAGAAAAGAGACAAGGACGGUAGGAAAUUGGAGAAUGGCUACCGUAAAUCUCAGGACAACUUGGCUAACAAAGUCUCUGGCAAGCUUCUGAAUCCCAACUUCAUCAGUGAUGCUCCUCCAGAGUUCCUCAUUCCACUUUGUGAUGUAGCAUGCGAGAGUGGUGAAAGUGUUACUCUUAGAUGCAAGAUAAGUGGCCGGCCACGAGCCACUGUCACCUGGCGAGGUCCGGACAACAACACUCUUAGCAACAAUGGGCAAUACAGCAUCACCUACAGUGAGACAGGAGAGGCGACGCUGUGUAUCCUGGGGGUGACUAUGGAGGACAACGGAAGAUACACUUGUGUUGCUAUGAAUGUAACAGGUUCUGUCACCUCCUCUGCCAGCCUCAGAGUAUCAGGAAGCCCUGAUGAUAGCAACAAUGCAAUUUGGAAACGUGGUUUUGAGUCCCACUACACUGAUAUUUCUGAACUUGGAAGAGGCCGCUUCUCAGUGACCAAGAGGUGCGACCAGAGAGGCAGCAAAUGGACUGUGGCGGCGAAACAUGUAAACAAGAAGCUGAUGCGUCGAGAACAAGUGCUGCAGGAGGUCAAACUCCUCCAAACUGUGGAUCAUCCAAACCUGGUCCGCUUCCUGGACAUGUAUGAGACGACCAACAGUUAUGUUCUUAUAUUAGAGAUGGCAGACCAAGGACGUUUCCUAGAUUACAUCGUGAGCUGGGGAAAUCUGACAGAGGAGAAAGUAGCCCUGUAUCUCAGAGACAUUCUGGAAGCGCUCCAGUACCUACACGGCUGGAGGAUAGUGCACCUUGAUCUCAAACCCGAGAACAUUGUUGUAGAACAGGUGUCUUCCCAGCCUGUGGUGAAGCUCACUGACUUUGGUGAUGCUGUUCAGCUAAACCCACCAUCCACCUACAUUCAUCCUCUUUUAGGGAGCCCAGAGUUCUCUGCCCCCGAGCUUGUCCUGGGUCAGCCUGCCUCUCUGAUGUCCGACAUAUGGAGCUUAGGUGUGUUGACCUACGUUGUGCUCAGCGGUGCGUCGCCUUUCCUAGACGAGAGUCUGGAGGAGACGUGUCUGAACAUCUGCCGACUGGAUUUCAGCUUCCCCGAGGACUACUUUGAAGGCGUGAGCACAGCUGCCCGCGACUUUGUGUGCCUGCUCCUGCAAGGGGAGCCUGAGCAACGGCCCUCAGCAACGGCUUGCCUGCAGGAACCGUGGCUCCGCCUCCCGGGCGUAGCGGACAGGGACACCGGAUACGCCACUUCCAAUCGCAUGCAGCUUCCCCCGGUCCAGAAUCACACCUCCCAUUUGGAUACGUCCCGGCUCAUUUCCUUCAUCGAGAGGCGGAAACACCUGAAUGACGCCAGGCCCAUCGGGACGUUGAAGACGUUUCUUCAAAGCCGGCUGCUUAAUUAUAUGUGACUGAAGUACCUCGAUCGUCCCUCUCAACCGGGUUGCCGUUCCUAACCGCAGAUCAACAUCUCCACACUGAUGCCAUGUUCUCUCACUGAUCCACAAGUGUCCUGCUGCUGCUGACUGACUGAAUGACAUCUGCUGACAAAACCUUUGACUUCCCCCUCUUCACUUCCCUCCUAACCUCGGCAUGUUUAUGCCUGCACAACAAACUGUCAGAAUUUGUGCGAGACUUCCAACCCCGACUUGGCAGUGAGAAAAGCAAGCUUUUCUUUUCUCGCGAGUCAUAGUCUUUCAAAGAGGAAAUAGAAUACUGUAUAGUCUGUGUGUGUCAGGCUGCUUAUCGUUGACCACAGAACAAGCCUUUUUCUUUGUAAAAAAGAGAUUACUUUUUGUAAGUGAAACCGUGUACAGUUAGGAAACAAAACGCUAGUCACCUUUGAGGAAAACAAAAGUUUGUAGAAGGAAAAAAACAAGAUGGCGUCCAUUAGUGACGUCAUACCAACAUGAAGACUAGACCAUGUUUUUUUUUUCCCUACUUGGUUACUUUGAGUGCAAUAGUGUGUGCUGUCUGUCCUCUUGCUUGCCUUCAGCAUCAAAACUGAAGUCGUUUCAGCACAAGCUUAAUGAAGAAAUGUUAAAGGUAACGCUUCCUAGAUCUCCGCCUUACUUGUAAAUACAUAUUCAUGCUUUUUCAUUUAUUUUUCAACAAUCUUUUGCCACUGAACAAAGUCUUAUUUGUAAGAUGAUGAAAAAAUUUAGAAAUGCACUCGUUUUAUGUCUGUUUCCAUGUGCAAUGUUGCAGCUUGAACAUUUAUGCAACUAUUUAUGAAGAUUUUUGUUGUAGGUGUAGUCUUUAAAGGAGAUAAAGGCAUGUACGUAACCGGUACUGCAAUAGACGUCUGUAUUGUGUUAACUCUUCUGUAUUAAGUUCAGUACUAAUAUCUGCAAAACCUCAAUUAAAUGAGUGUUGACAACAAUGUAAAAUGUGUAUAUUGUAAAAAAAUAAAACAAAAAAAACAAGCACUUAUGCUUUUCCUUUGUCAUAGUUUCCAUAAUAAUACCAAAGUUUUCUAUUUGUUUUCCUGUAUUAUUUUGAUUUUUCAUGUUAAUUUAUAGAGAGCACAGUGAACCCAGAUUAUUUAAGAGUUUACAUGGACUUUUAUUUAUUUUAUGACUAUGUUUAGCGAUUCAUUUGCUGCGUUAGGGUGGACUUUGCUUGCUUUAUGGUUGCAUCCUUACGCAAUAUAGCAUGAUCUUAGCAUGGGGUGCCUAAUCAAUUUAGGAGACAAAAUUUCCUUUUGCUCUAUAUCUUGUUUACUCAGCAGUCGAGAAUGGUUGCUAAACUUUCAUUGGAAAAUUUAUGUCUACUAAUCUGUGGGAAAAUGUUGAGUUCUCUAAGGUUUUGCUGUAAUUUUUCUUUUUUUUUUUUUUUUGUCUUUAUGUAUCUGGGUUCCCGGGGAAAAAUAUUAAUCUAGUUCUGUAAAAGCUUCUAUUCAGCAAAAUAUGUUGUAUGUAAUAAAAUGCCUUUGUGAAGCCCUCAUCCUCCUCUUGCUUGUGAUGUAAAGAUGUACAGAGAGGGGCAGAGGGCAGUUUGCCUCCACCCAGGAUGUAAACCUGUUUCAUAUUUGAAAUACACCUACAACACUGACUGCGGCAAUGUCAAUUUGAAUGUUGUAUGAUGACUUCAUUUUUACUUUUGCAUGUAUAUUCCUCUGUACAGAAGACUGUGUUUACAUGUAAGUGUAAAUAUUUUAGUUUGUGGUGUUAUUUUGCCAUUAAACGUUCAAAGAGCAA
Molecule: messenger RNA, 11967 nt
Organism: Corythoichthys intestinalis (scribbled pipefish)
Lineage: Eukaryota; Metazoa; Chordata; Actinopteri; Syngnathiformes; Syngnathidae
Gene: triob
Product: trio Rho guanine nucleotide exchange factor b
Exons: 58
Coding region: 1090-10179 (3029 amino acids)
Biological process (GO): protein phosphorylation; axon guidance
Cellular component (GO): extrinsic component of membrane; cytoplasm
Molecular function (GO): protein binding; protein kinase activity; guanyl-nucleotide exchange factor activity
Source: RefSeq, a predicted model, not a curated record